This is a messenger RNA of Homo sapiens (human), 3368 nucleotides long. RefSeq names its product phosphatidylserine synthase 2 (gene PTDSS2). The coding region runs from base 1040 to 2551 and encodes 503 amino acids. The transcript has 13 exons. NCBI's taxonomy places the organism in Eukaryota, Metazoa, Chordata, Mammalia, Primates, Hominidae. Gene Ontology annotation, molecular function: CDP-diacylglycerol-serine O-phosphatidyltransferase activity; L-serine-phosphatidylethanolamine phosphatidyltransferase activity. The record is from RefSeq and is a predicted model, not a curated record. Gene Ontology annotation, biological process: phosphatidylserine biosynthetic process. Gene Ontology annotation, cellular component: endoplasmic reticulum membrane; membrane.
UUCCUUGGGGCCAGGGACCCCAGUGGGGCCGGUACAUCUCCCCGCCCCGGCCUCUGCACCCUGGAGGGACGGCAGGAGGGCUCUCUGUGCAGUUUGAGAGAACACCCAUACGCAGGAAAUGACCCCAACGCCACCGAGAGGGCGCCUGGAAUGGUACCAUGUCAACAAUUUGGGUCAACUAAAAUCAGCGUGUCCGCACCAUUUUCGCCCGCCCAAUUUCACGCGAUCCUGCGAAAGAAUGACCCAGACCGGUCCGGGCGCGGUGGCUCGCGCCUGUAAUCCCAGCACUUUGGGAGGCCGAGGCGGCAGAUCACAAGGUCAGGAGUUCGAGAUUGGCCUGGCCAACAUAGUGAAACCCCGUCUCUACUAAAAAUACAAAAAUUAGCCGGGCGUGAUGGCGGCCGCCUGUAAUCCCAGCUACUCGGGAAGCUUGAGACAGAAGAAUCGUUUGAAUCCGAGAGGCGGAGGUUGCAGUGAGCCGGGAUCGCGCCAUUGCACUCCAGCUCGGGCGGCAGUGCGAGACUCCGUCUCAAAAAGGAAUGACCCGGGUCGCAUGGGGUGAAGGGUCGGGAAGCGCCCCAAAAGGAGAACGGGGCUGGGCUCCGGGAUCCGUCGGCGAGGAAGGGGCGAAGGGGUGGAGGGACUCGGGCCAGGCCGCCGGGGAUGUCUGUGGUUACCUCCAAGCUCUGGAGGCCUUGGCGAGACCCGCGCCAUCCGCAGCUUGGUUCCUGCGACCUCAGCCGCAGGGCGGUCCGGCUCCGGUUUCCCAGCAACCAGGCGUCAUCCUUCCCAGCAAGCACUGCGUCCAACCCGCGACGUCGGACCACAAGGCCCAGCAUGCCCCGCGCGGACUACAAGCCCCACAAUGCACCGCACACCCUUUACUGGCCGGCCCCGCGCUGCUCUCCUAAGACCCCGCGGGCCAGCGCCGCGACCCCUUCCCAGCGCUCCUCGCGCUGUGUGCGGCGCGUCCUCUCGCCGGUGACCCGGUGUGCGUGGGGUCGAGGCGCCGGGCGGAGUGGCUCCGGGCCGAAACGCCAUGCGGAGGGGCGAGCGCAGGGACGCCGGAGGUCCGCGGCCCGAGUCCCCGGUGCCCGCGGGCAGGGCCUCGCUGGAGGAGCCGCCUGACGGGCCGUCUGCCGGCCAAGCCACCGGGCCGGGCGAGGGCCGCCGCAGCACCGAGUCCGAGGUCUACGACGACGGCACCAACACCUUCUUCUGGCGAGCCCACACCUUAACCGUGCUCUUCAUCCUCACCUGUACGCUUGGCUAUGUGACGCUGCUGGAGGAAACACCUCAGGACACGGCCUACAACACCAAGAGAGGUAUUGUGGCCAGUAUUUUGGUUUUCUUAUGUUUUGGAGUCACACAAGCUAAAGACGGGCCAUUUUCCAGACCUCAUCCAGCUUACUGGAGGUUUUGGCUCUGCGUGAGUGUGGUCUACGAGCUGUUUCUCAUCUUUAUACUCUUCCAGUUGCCACCACUAACUGUAGCCCCGCUGACGGGGGCACUGGCCUUGCAGACUGUCCAGGACGGCCGGCAGUUUCUAAAGUAUGUUGACCCCAAGCUGGGAGUCCCACUGCCAGAGAGAGACUACGGGGGAAACUGCCUCAUCUACGACCCAGACAAUGAGACUGACCCCUUUCACAACAUCUGGGACAAGUUGGAUGGCUUUGUUCCCGCGCACUUUCUUGGCUGGUACCUGAAGACCCUGAUGAUCCGAGACUGGUGGAUGUGCAUGAUCAUCAGCGUGAUGUUCGAGUUCCUGGAGUACAGCCUGGAGCACCAGCUGCCCAACUUCAGCGAGUGCUGGUGGGAUCACUGGAUCAUGGACGUGCUCGUCUGCAACGGGCUGGGCAUCUACUGCGGCAUGAAGACCCUUGAGUGGCUGUCCCUGAAGACGUACAAGUGGCAGGGCCUCUGGAACAUUCCGACCUACAAGGGCAAGAUGAAGAGGAUCGCCUUCCAGUUCACGCCGUACAGCUGGGUUCGCUUCGAGUGGAAGCCGGCCUCCAGCCUGCGUCGCUGGCUGGCCGUGUGCGGCAUCAUCCUGGUGUUCCUGUUGGCAGAACUGAACACGUUCUACCUGAAGUUUGUGCUGUGGAUGCCCCCGGAGCACUACCUGGUCCUCCUGCGGCUCGUCUUCUUCGUGAACGUGGGUGGCGUGGCCAUGCGUGAGAUCUACGACUUCAUGGAUGACCCGAAGCCCCACAAGAAGCUGGGCCCGCAGGCCUGGCUGGUGGCGGCCAUCACGGCCACGGAGCUGCUCAUCGUGGUGAAGUACGACCCCCACACGCUCACCCUGUCCCUGCCCUUCUACAUCUCCCAGUGCUGGACCCUCGGCUCCGUCCUGGCGCUCACCUGGACCGUCUGGCGCUUCUUCCUGCGGGACAUCACAUUGAGGUACAAGGAGACCCGGUGGCAGAAGUGGCAGAACAAGGAUGACCAGGGCAGCACCGUCGGCAACGGGGACCAGCACCCACUGGGGCUGGACGAAGACCUGCUGGGGCCUGGGGUGGCCGAGGGCGAGGGAGCACCAACUCCAAACUGACCUGGGCCGUGGCUGCCUCGUGAGCCUCCCAGAGCCCAGGCCUCCGUGGCCUCCUCCUGUGUGAGUCCCACCAGGAGCCACGUGCCCGGCCUUGCCCUCAAGGUUUUUUGCUUUUCUCCUGUGCACCUGGCGAGGCUGAAGGCGAGGGGUGGAGGAGGCCCCAGCACAGCCUCAUCUCCAUGUGUACACGUGUGUACGUGUGUAUGCGUGUGUGUACGCGUGUGUACGCGCGUGUGUACACAUGCGUGGCCGCCUGUGGUGUGCACGUGUGCUCUGGGCUCCGAGGCUUCUCCAGAGCUGGGAGCUGGCUGGCGUGGCAAGGGCAUGCUCUGGGGCAGUGUGUCCCUCAGGAACCAGGGUCCUCCCUCCCCUUUCUGCCUGGUCAGCCCCGUGGCCUCUGGCCCACCAAGCUCCCUGUCACCCAGCCAUGGUGUGGUCCAGGCAGGGACAUCUCGGUACCCUUUCUGCACUCCGUGGGCCCUGGGUGCGCUGAGGCCUGGAGGCGUCUACACUGGCUCCACAUCCACUUCCCCCGCAGCUCGUGUGGGCGCUCGUCCACAAACACUCCGUGGCUGAGAGGCAGCGGAUCCAGGCAGCGAUGCUGAGCCACCUCCUCCGAGCCUUCCUUUCACACAGACCACCCCGGAGGACACGUGGAUGAUGGGGUCAGAGAUCACUGAGCUGCCCCUCAAGGGGGCCUGGAACCCGGGUGCUGGGGUCAUGCUGCCUCCGUGGCUCCAAGGUGAGGGUCAUCUUCACGAGCAAAGAGAACCAAUAAAGUGACAACGAACGUCUGAGGCUUCCAGCCCUCCCCCCA